Molecule: messenger RNA, 735 nt
Organism: Serendipita indica DSM 11827
Lineage: Eukaryota; Fungi; Basidiomycota; Agaricomycetes; Sebacinales; Serendipitaceae
Source: the annotation of a GenBank genome assembly
AUGUCGCUUGCUGCUUCCCAUAGCCAGGCGGAACAAGGGCAAUCACCUUCUACUGAAGGACCGCCACUCAUAGACAAGGAGACUCUCUCUACUAAAGCAAUCAACGCUAAACUACCGACUGCUAUCAAGUCAGACGUCGACUCUUGGAUCGCCCUAGCACAGACUGUCGCCGUGACGUCGGCAUUAUUCGCCGGCGUGCAAAUUUCGUUGAACCAAAUCAUCGAGUCUGCUAUGUCUGGCGGUGGCGACAGUCUCAAGGAUACCCACUACCCGUAUGGCAUGGGCUACGCUGGUUUAUUCGCGGUGAUCAAUAUGGCGGCAUCUCUGGAAUGCGAUAUCGGUUAUAUGGCCACCAAGUAUUAUCGCCGUCGCAUAGCUGGUGAGGCUGCAGAGAGGAGCCGGCAAGAGAACAGCGAGCACAAGAAAAAGAGCAAGCGGGAGACAGAAAAGGCCAAGAGAUAUGAAGCCGUAUAUACGUGGGUAGCGACGGAAAAACUGACGGACGAGUUCUUUGAUCACAAGGCCGACAUACGGAGAUUACAAAGAUUUGGGAUUGGAAAGUCCUUUGGGUUUAUUACUUGGUCCAUGACACUCACUUUUAUCGUCGGCGGAGUGUUUAUCUUUCUCACUUUUCUGUACUGGGUGGCACUCACCCAGGUCAAGGCUGCCAUCGCUCUGAUAGCAGUGGCCGUCGCAUUGGGUCUUAGUCUAACACUCUCUUUCUUACUGUACUAG